Molecule: messenger RNA, 2076 nt
Organism: Clarias gariepinus (North African catfish)
Lineage: Eukaryota; Metazoa; Chordata; Actinopteri; Siluriformes; Clariidae
Gene: aldh6a1
Product: aldehyde dehydrogenase 6 family, member A1
Exons: 12
Coding region: 99-1676 (525 amino acids)
Biological process (GO): L-valine catabolic process; thymine catabolic process
Cellular component (GO): mitochondrion
Molecular function (GO): methylmalonate-semialdehyde dehydrogenase (acylating, NAD+) activity; malonate-semialdehyde dehydrogenase (acetylating, [NAD(P)+]) activity
Source: RefSeq, a predicted model, not a curated record
UUGGUUAGAAGUUUAACAGGGUGCACACUCAGGCUGACCACCUUGACUUAAAUUAUUGCUUCAGGCAGAGUUACGGCCUCGAUUCUCUGAGUUCUGUCAUGGCAGCGGCUACAGCGCGUUCUCUCCUAAAGAAGAGGGUACUUCUUCAGCUGGGACACAGGUGUUACUCCUCUUCGGUGCCUACCACGAAGUUGUUCAUCGAUGGGAAGUUUGUUGAAUCCAAGAGUUCAGAAUGGCUAGACAUUCACAAUCCUGCCACCAACGAAGUGAUCGGCCGGGUCCCUAAAGCCACACAGGAGGAGAUGUUGGCUGCUGUGAACUCAUGCUCGCGGACCUAUCGCUCUUGGUCUGAGACUUCCAUUUUAACCCGUCAGCAGGUUUUCCUCCGCUACCAGCAGCUCAUUAAAGACAACAUUAAAGAGCUGGCUAAACUAAUUACUCUGGAGCAGGGGAAAACACUGGCAGAUGCUGAGGGAGAUGUGUUUAGGGGUUUACAGGUGGUAGAACACGCAUGUAGCGUCACUUCCCUUAUGUUGGGAGAGACUCUGCCCUCCAUCACCAAAGACAUGGAUACCUACACAUAUCGCCUGCCCCUUGGCGUCUGUGCUGGCAUUGCACCCUUCAACUUUCCUGCCAUGAUCCCACUCUGGAUGUUCCCUAUGGGCAUGGUGUGCGGGAACACGUACCUAAUGAAGCCCUCAGAACGUGUGCCUGGGUGUGCUAUGAUGCUAGCUAAACUGCUGCAGGAUGCUGGAGCUCCAGAUGGAACCCUCAAUGUUAUCCAUGGCCAGCAUGAUGCUGUGAACUUCAUCUGUGAUCAUCCUGCUAUAAAAGCUAUCAGUUUUGUGGGCUCCAACCAGGCAGGAGAAUACAUCUACGAGAGAGGAUCUAAAAAUGGCAAGAGAGUUCAGUCCAACAUGGGAGCGAAGAACCAUGGUGUGAUAAUGCCCGAUGCUAAUAAAGAGAACACUCUGAACCAGCUGGUGGGUGCUGCAUUUGGAGCAGCUGGCCAAAGGUGCAUGGCUCUUUCUACUGCCAUCCUGGUGGGAGAAGCUCGCAGCUGGCUGCCUGAACUGGUAGAGCGCGCCAAGAACCUGCAUGUCAGUGCUGGUGACCAACCGGGUGCAGAUAUCGGACCCCUGAUAACCCCUCAGGCCAAAGCCCGUGUGAACAGACUCAUCCAAAGUGGAGUGGAUGAGGGUGCGUCACUGCUUCUCGAUGGCAGGAAUGUGAAAGUUAAGGGCUUCGAGAAUGGCAACUUUGUGGGGCCCACCAUCAUCAGUAAUGUCACACCGGAUAUGCAGUGCUACAAGGAAGAGAUCUUUGGACCUGUCCUAGUGGUCUUAGAAGUUGACACCUUGGAUGAAGCCAUCAGCAUCAUCAAUAAGAACCCAUACGGAAAUGGAACAGCCAUUUUUACCACCAAUGGUGCUGUAGCUCGCAAGUACACCCAUGAGGUGGAUGUUGGCCAGAUUGGAGUCAAUGUACCAAUUCCUGUUCCACUACCCAUGUUCUCCUUCACUGGCUCUAGGGCCUCUUUCAGGGGUGAUACCAACUUUUAUGGCAAACAAGGCAUCCAGUUCUACACACAGAUCAAGACAGUUACUUCACAGUGGAAGGCAGAGGAUGCUACAGUUAAAACUCCAGCAGUUACCAUGCCAACCAUGGGACGCUAAAUUGCAAUAAUCCAACUAGAUGUUGAAGUCGCUAAAGUAUAGAACAUACUGUAUAGAUGGAUAUAAAAUAAUUUGCUAAUAUAGAAAUAUAACCAGUGACGAUAAAAUAUGGUAACCAGUGACGAUGUUCCACUUAUAAUUGACUAUACUACAGCAUGUCCAAAACUGCAGCAUUUUUUUCCAUGGCCCUGUUUGCUUUCCCCCUGUUAAUGACCACAAAUAUUAAUAGUAUUUAUCCACUAUAAUUUCAUCUACAACAGCUUUUACACUAAAGACUACAGACAGAUUACAAAAAAAGCAUUAAUUAUUUUCAAUUUUAUCAUAUCAGUUCUCCCACAUUACCUCAUAAUGAAGCACAGAUGUUCUGUUACAUACUGUACAAUAAAGGCUCAAUGAUCAA